AAACAAUCGCCCAACAAUUGUAGUACUACAAUAUAUCCCAUCUCUGUCCCAAGCUUUUGUUCCGACCAUCUCUCGAACGUAGUUUUAUCUCUCCAUCUCUUCUACUCCUCGCUAGUCGUGAAAUAUGGAAAACAGUGAAGAUAUUGGUGGCGAACAUCAUGAGAAGCACGACGAUGAGGGAAGGCACGAUGACGAGGAAGCUGUUGCUCGCCUUGAUGAGUUUAAGAAAUCCAUUGAAGCGAAAAUGGCUCUUCGUAGGAAUAAUUUGAACCCUGAACGGCCUGACUCGGGCUUUCUUAGGACACUGGACUCUAGCAUCAAGCGCAAUACAGCUGUCAUAAAAAAACUGAAACAGAUCAAUGAAGAACAGCGAGAAGGUUUGAUGGAUGAAUUGCGCAAUGUCAAUUUGAGCAAAUUUGUCAGUGAAGCAGUAACAGCCAUCUGUGAUGCAAAGCUUAAAGCGUCUGACAUACAACCUGCUGUACAGAUUUGUUCUUUGCUCCACCAAAGGUACAACGACUUCUCGCCUAGUCUUGUUCAGGGCCUCUUAAAAGUAUUCGCACCAGGAAAACCUGUGGAAGAUGUCGAUGCAGACAAGAAUUCAAGGGCCAUGAGGAAGCGAAGUACUCUGAAGCUUCUCCUGGAGUUAUAUUUUGUUGGAGUUGUAGAAGAUAGUGGCAUCUUCGUAAAUAUUAUUAAAGAUCUAACCAGCAAUGAACAUUUGAAGGAUCGCGAAACAACCCAGACGAAUUUGUCUCUUCUUGCUAACUUUGCUCGACACGCAAGGUUUUUUCUGGGACUUCCAAUGACUGGACAAGAUAUUCUUGAAGAGUUUUUCAAGGGCCUUAACAUUCCAGCAGAGCAGAUAAAGUACUUUCGUAAGACAUUUCAAAACUACUAUGAUGCUGUUGUGGAACUUCUUCAGGCUGAACAUGCUUCACUUCGUCAUAUGGAGCAUGAAAAUGCAAAAAUUUUGAAUGCCAAAGGAGAAUUGAGCGAGGAAAAUGCUUCUUCAUAUGAAAAGCUGCGGAAAUCAUAUGAUAAUAUGAGCCGUGGUGUCACAUCUUUGGCUGAAGCACUUGAUAUGCAACCUCCAGUAAUGCCGGAGGAUAGUCAUACAACAAGACUCACAUCAGGUGAGGAUGUUUUAUCACCUGUUGCUGGAAAAGACACUUCUGCUAUUGAAGCCCUCUGGGAUGAUGAAGAUACCAGAGCUUUCUAUGAAUGCCUUCCUGACCUCAGGAUGCGGCUUCCGAAUCAGACAAAGAUAGCCACACAAGAAAAUCCUGAAAUUUCUGCUGAUUCUGGAAAUGUAACAGAGGAUAAAGAGAAGGACAAAGAAAAGGGGAAAGAGAGAGAUACUGAAAGGAAAGGAGAAAGUGAAAAGGAUAAAACAAAAGGUCUUGAUGGAACAAAUCUUGAAGCUUUGCUACACAGGCUUCCAAGCUGUGUGAGUCGUGACCUGAUCGACCAGCUAACCGUAGAGUUUUGCUAUUUGAACUCAAAAUCCAGUAGAAAAAAGCUUGCAAGGGCUUUGUUCAAUGUUCCAAGGACAUCACUGGAGCUGUUGCCAUACUACUCGCGCAUGGUUGCAACAUUGUCUACCUGUAUGAAAGAUGUAUCGUCCAUGCUUCUGCAGUUUUUGGAGGAAGAAUUCAACUUUUUAAUAAAUAAGAAGGAUCAAAUGAAUAUUGAAACGAAAAUAAGGAACAUUCGGUUUAUAGGAGAACUUUGCAAGUUCAAAAUCGCCCCUGCUGGCUUGGUUUUUAGCUGUCUGAAGGCUUGUUUAGAUGAUUUCUCUCACCAUAAUAUUGAUGUCGCCUGCAAUCUUCUUGAGACAUGUGGUCGCUUUCUCUACCGGUCCCCUGAAACCACUGUACGGAUGUCGAACAUGUUAGAUAUACUGAUGCGCCUGAAAAAUGUCAAAAAUUUGGAUCCUCGUCAGAGUACCUUAGUGGAAAAUGCUUAUUACUUGUGUAAACCACCAGAAAGAUCUGCGCGAGUUUCCAAAGUCCGUCCACCUCUUCAUCAGUAUAUUAGGAAACUACUCUUCUCAGAUCUCGAUAAGUCUUCCAUCGAGCGUGUUCUGCGGCAGUUGCGUAAGCUACCUUGGAGUGAAUGUGAGGAAUAUCUCUUAAAGUGCUUCUUGAAGGUUCACAAGGGAAAAUAUGGUCAGAUUCAUUUGAUUGCAUCACUAACAGCUGGUCUGAGCCGCUAUCAUGAUGACUUCGCAGUUGCUGUCGUUGAUGAGUCUCCAACAAGUUCUUUACUGUGCUCAAGAAAACAAUACCUGCAACCAUCUCUUCCCAUGGGCAUGGUUUUGGAGGAAAUUAGAAGGGGGCUGGAGCUGAAUGACUUUGGGAUGCAGCAACAACGGAUUGCGUUCAUGCGUUUCUUGGGGGAACUGUACAAUUAUGAACUUGUAGAUUCAUCUGUAAUUUUUGAUACGCUUUACUUGAUCCUUGCUUUUGGACAUGGCACAACAGAGCAAGACGUGUUGGAUCCGCCAGAGGACUGCUUCCGUAUCAGAAUGGUUAUCACACUUCUCGAUACAUGCGGCCAUUAUUUUGAUAGAGGUUCAUCAAAGAGGAAGCUUGACCGAUUCUUGAUUUAUUUUCAAAGAUACAUACUGAGCAAAGUUGCCCUUCCCCUGGAUAUUGAAUUCGAUCUCCAGGACUUAUUUGUCGAACUGAGACCAAACAUGACCCGAUACUCAUCGUUUGAAGAGGUCAACAACGCAUUAAUCGAGUUCGAGGAGCGUGAGCGCCGGGUCUUGACUGAAAGGGCUCACAAAGAGAAGUACACCAGCUCGGAGGAGAAGUCCAGUUCGAAAAACCUGUCGAUGAACGGGCGGAGUCCCGAGAAUGGCACGGAAGAGAACGGCCGAGAAGCUCAUGGGGACGAAACAGAGAGCGACUCUGGGAGUGGAACUCCCGAGCGCAAAGGCCGGGAUGAGGAAUCGGACCGUGAGAAUCGAGACGAGAGUGAGGACGAUUAUGGGCCGGCUUCGGAUGAGGAAGAUGACGGGCAGGUGCGUGUCAGGCAGAAGGUUGCUGAGGUGGACCCGGAGGAGGAAAGUCUGGACUCGAGAAAACUCGAGCUACGCACACGCCCAUCCAUAAACAUGAUGAUCCCGAUGAACCUCUUCGAGGGCCCCACAAAGGAACACCACCAUCACCACCACGGACGAGUAGCAUCAGAGGCUGAGAGCGGUGACGACACGGCAGACGAGGGGUCGGGAGAGGUCAAAGUCAAGGUCAAGGUGCUGGUCAAACGCGGGAACAAGCAGCAGACGAGGCAGAUGUACGUCCCGCGCGACUGCUCCCUCGUGCAGAGCACCAAGCAGAAGGAGGCAGCCGAGCUCGAGGAGAAGCAGGACAUCAAGCGCCUCGUCCUGGAAUACAACGACAGGGAAGAGGAGGAGCUGCUGAUGCUCAACAACAGUGGUGGUGGGGCCCAGCCGCCAAACUGGAACCAGGGAGGGGGUAGGAUAUUGAGCAGGGGUGGGCCCACGUGGGACGGCCACGGCAGAUCGUCGUCUUCGGGUGGGCGCCACCACAGGCAUCUGUUACACCACUCGGGAGCCGGGUAUUAUUAUGGGAGGAGAAGGUGAUUUUGAUUUCCUACAUGUUUUUUAGUAUUAUAUAUAUAGGGUUUUGUGUCUUGUAUUGAAAAUAUGGUGUGCAUGCAUAUGCAUAUGGUAUGGGUAAACCAGUUAUGGCUAGGGAAAAGAUUUCAUGUAUAACCUUUUUUUUUUUUGUGUGUGUGGAAAAAGUGAUCAAUUAAUGGACCAAAUUAUCAGCUUGCUGUGAAAAAUGGUGNGCGAUCAAUCAAUGGAGAAUGGUCAAUCAGUUGUUGGGGGUUGUGUCUUGCUGUGAAAAAUGUUAAGAGCGUAUGAGUUCUUCCACAUUAUGGGAGGAGAAGGUGAUUGAUUUCGUACUUGUUUUGUUUAUAUAGGGCUUUGUGUCUUGUAUUGAACUAUGGUAUGGGUAAAACCAGUUAUGGCUAGGGAGAAUAUUUCAUGUGUAACCUUUGUGUGUGUGAAAAAGUGAUCAAUCAAUGGAGAAUGGUAAAUCAGUUGCUAGGGGG
Messenger RNA from Striga asiatica, 4089 nucleotides. NCBI's taxonomy places the organism in Eukaryota, Viridiplantae, Streptophyta, Magnoliopsida, Lamiales, Orobanchaceae. The record is from the annotation of a GenBank genome assembly.